Molecule: messenger RNA, 4211 nt
Organism: Balaenoptera ricei (Rice's whale)
Lineage: Eukaryota; Metazoa; Chordata; Mammalia; Artiodactyla; Balaenopteridae
Gene: CHEK2
Product: checkpoint kinase 2
Exons: 18
Coding region: 288-1955 (555 amino acids)
Biological process (GO): protein phosphorylation; mitotic DNA damage checkpoint signaling
Cellular component (GO): nucleus; cytoplasm
Molecular function (GO): protein serine/threonine kinase activity; protein binding; ATP binding
Source: RefSeq, a predicted model, not a curated record
AGCGCCACUCCGCUGGCUACGGCUGCUCUGAGUGUGCGGUUCUAGGUGGGCUCGCGUUUUCAGGGCAGAGGAGUCUUGCUCAGGAAGCUGCAGGAGGACACAGCUCGGCUGAGGUGGUAUUAGAGCAGCAGGUCCUGAAGUGGCGGACCCAGCUCUGGCAACACCUACCUCCCUGGUGUGCUUUCAGGAAAACUCAUAAGGACCUUUGCAUCUGGAAAGCUGUGUAAAUGCAAUAAUCAGUGCUUCUGUUGGGCUGGGAGGCCAUUUAGGAUGCCGAAAAGGUGGUGAUGUCUCGGGAGACGGAUGUGGAGUGUCAUCAGCCCCAUGGCAGUGCCUCCCCGCAGUCCCAAGGUGGCUUUUCGCAGUCCCACGGUCCCUCCUCACAGCCACACGGCUCCUCUUCACAGUCCCAGGGCACGUCCAGCUCCUCUACCAGCACGGUGCCCACGUCCAGCCAGUCCUCUCACUCCAGCUCGGGUACGCUGAGCUCCUUAGACACAGUGUCCACGCAGGAACUCUAUUCUAUUCCCGAGGACCAGGAACCCGAGGAGCCUGUCCCUGCCCCUUGGGCUCGAUUAUGGGCCCUUCAGGAUGGAUUCUCUAAUCUUGAGUGUGUUAACGACAGCUACUGGUUUGGGAGGGAUAGAAACUGUGAAUACUGCUUUGAUGAGCCCCUGCUGAAAAGAACCGAUAAAUACCGGACUUACAGCAAGAAGCACUUUCGGAUCUUCAGAGAAAUGGGUCCUAAAAGCUCUUACAUCGCAUACAUAGAAGAUCACAGUGGGAAUGGAACCUUUGUAAAUAGAGAGCUUGUAGGGAAAGGAAGACGCCUUCCUUUGAAUAACAAUUCUGAAAUUGCACUUUCAGUAUGGAGUAAUAAAGUUUUCGUGUUUUUUGAUCUGACUGUAGAUGAUCAGUCAGUUUAUCCCAAGGAAUUAAGAGACGAAUACAUCAUGUCAAAAACUCUUGGAAGUGGCGCCUGUGGUGAGGUGAAGCUAGCUUUCGAGAGGAAGACGUGUAAGAAAGUGGCCAUAAAGAUCAUCAGCAAAAGGAAGUUUGCUAUUGGCUCCGAGAGAGAGGCAGAUCCAGCACUCAAUGUUGAAACAGAAAUAGAGAUUUUGAAAAAACUAAAUCAUGUCUUAGUUGCGGCACGCGGGAUCUUCGCUGAGCCUUGUAUCAUCAAGAUUAAAGACUUUUUUGAUGCAGAAGAUUAUUAUAUUGUUUUGGAAUUGAUGGAAGGAGGAGAGCUGUUUGAUAGGGUGGUGGGAAAUAAGCGCCUGAAAGAAGCUACAUGCAAACUCUAUUUUUACCAGAUGCUCCUGGCUGUGCAGUACCUUCACGAAAAUGGCAUUAUACAUCGGGACUUAAAGCCAGAGAAUGUUCUACUCUCAUCUCAAAAAGAGGACUGCCUUAUAAAGAUUACUGAUUUUGGGCAGUCCAAGAUUUUGGGGGAGACCUCUCUGAUGAGAACCUUAUGUGGUACCCCCACUUACCUGGCUCCUGAGGUUCUUAAUUCUUUUGGGACUGCUGGAUAUAACCGUGCUGUGGACUGCUGGAGUUUAGGAGUUAUUCUUUUCAUUUGCCUUAGUGGGUAUCCACCUUUCUCUGAGCAUAAGACUCACGUGUCAUUGAAGGAUCAGAUCACCAGUGGAAAAUACAACUUCAUUCCUGAAGUCUGGGCAGAGGUCUCAGAGAAGGCUCUGGACCUCGUCAAGAAGUUGCUGAUAGUGGAUCCAAAGGCACGUUUUACGACAGAAGAAGCUUUAAGACACCCGUGGCUUCAGGAUGAGGACAUGAAGAGAAAAUUUAAGAAUUUGCUUUUUGAAGAAGAAAAGUCGAUGACUCUGCCCCAGGUUCCCACCCAGCCUUCCACAAGUCGAAAGCGGCUUCUUGAAGGGGAAGCAGAGGAUGCCGACCCCACAAAGCGCCUGGCUGUGUGUGCUGCUGUCUCGUGAACACCGGUUGACCAUGAAAGAAUUGAACUUUCUUGAACCCUGCUGCCAUGUUCUUUAAAUCUGUUUUGCAUAGUUUGUAUUUUCAUUAUGGGAACAGUUGCUUUUCCACAAUCAUUGAUACACAAUUCAAAACGUAAUGGAACCUGGGCUGUGUGCUUUUGCUUGUUGAUCAGCUCUUAAUUACACGCCUUUAGUGUGUGCAUAUUUGAAGUUGUGUGCCUUUCCUCUGGUGCCUCUACCUUGGCUGUAACCAGGCAGGUUUCUUAGGAUGUAUCCCUGGGUGAGCUGCAUACAAAUUCUAAAGUUGCAGGGGACGCGGCACAGUGAGUCAGGGUGGGGUUUGUUGAGACUGGCCAGAGUCCUUACAAGACGGUCGGUACCUUGGUGCAUCUACUAUGGGCCAGUUUUGUUUUAUUUUUUUUUAACUUUAAUUUUUUUAAAUUUUAUUUUUCAUUCUUAUUUUUUUGGCCAUGCGGCUUUCGGGAUCUUAGUUCCUUGACCAGGGAUCGAACCCAUACCCCCUGCAGUGGAAGUGUGGAGUCCUAACCACUGGACUGCCAGGGAAUUCCCCCAUGGGCCAGUUUUAGAGUCCCAUUCUCCCCCUCAUCAUCCCUGAAACCACAGAGCCAGAUAAGUUGUGAAAUUUAAAAAUUUCCUGAUUUUAGGAAGAGGACCAGGCACAUCAACUGUGUUUAUAUGUAAUACCCAGCUGAAUCCUAUAACCAAACACUUUAAUAUUUCUGCAGCAAAUAUUCACAGUAAGAGGAAUAGAGAAAACUGUAAAUAGCUUCAUGUCACUUCAGGUCUAUCUUUUCUGCCACGAGAGUUAUGGAGGACUCUCCAGUUUCAGAGCUGUUUGGAUUUUGGAAAUGUAACUAAGGCAUGUGGGCAUGUCAUGUUGACCUAAUGAUGACCAAGGAGGCCCUGUGUAAAGCGCCUCCCCAGGUUGGUCUUGUCUAGUGAUUCUAUGGAGGGGGGGGCUAGGUCCUCUGAUCACCUUUAUGUUAUAGGUGAGGAACCCAGGCUGAAGGAGUAAGGUGACUUACCCAGUGUCACACAGCUAGGAAGUGGCGGAGCUGAGACCCAACCCAGGGCUUUCUGACUCAAAUUCAUGUUCCUCAUCUCCUCCCUCCCUUAUUCAGUCAGACUCAGGGAUGUUGACUCACACUGACAAAACUCACAUGAGACUGAUUUCCAAAUUUUGAAUGCCAGUAUGUUCAAUCAUGAUGAAUGGGUACAACGCCAUGAUCUGUGGAAGCUGGGACAUCUUGGUGACAAGGAACAGAGGCCCAUUCAAAUUACUUCAUGGAAAAGGGGAUCUGUUUCAGCCUUACAGAGGGCUGGGCCUGGGAGCCAUCAGGAGCCCAGGCAGUUCUAAUGGCUGGCUCUUCUUGUCUCUUUCUGACCCACUGAUUUUGCUUCUUUUGUAACUUUGGCUGACUGAUGCUAGGCCACAUUGUAGCUUGCUGACUAUGCCAUGAGUUGAGUGUCUUGGUUCAGAUGCCACUGGUGAGCCAGCCAGGGGAGGGUGAGGGGCACACAGCUGUUGCCCCAGGCAAUGAAGGGUGGUGGUUGGCAAUGGAAAUUAGAAGGGUGUGCAAGCAUUCUGAGGCUUGGCUGGCCUGUUGCUGAGGGCUAGAUGGGGAUUUAGGUGGUUUGCCUAUUUAAAGGAAUGAGGCUGAGAUUGCCAAGUUAGAUGGGUUUUAGCUCAUUUGAAUAUUUAAUGUGAAGGUUGUGGUUUCUUAGGGCAUCUUUCUCUCUUGGGGUAGUCAGCAAGCCCUUCUCUGUUUCCAGAGCACUUUGUAUUAGCUCUCUGAUUAUACCUACCAUGGUAGGAUGAAUAAUGGCCUCCAAAAAUGUUCUUAUCCUAAUCCCCAGAAUUUAUGAAUACUUGGCUUUACAUGGCAAAAGAGACUUUGCGGAUGUGAUUAAGUGAAGGAUCUCGAGAUGGGAAGACUAUCCUGUUUUAUCAAGGUGGGCCCAGUGUUAUCACAAUGUUCCUUUUAAGAGGGACACAGGAAGAGUCAGAGUCAGAAGAGAUGGAGUGGUGCUCUUUCAAAACAGAGGAAGAGGCCACUAGCCACUACAGGCAGCCACUAGAAGCUGACAGACAAAAAGCAAGGAAAUGGAUUCUUCCAUUGGAGCCUCCUGAAGGAACCAGUCCUUUUACUUUACACCUUGACUUUAGCCAGGUGAAACUGAUUUCAGACUUCUGACCUAGGAAAGUUAAGAGAAUAAAUGUGUUAUUUUAAGCCA